AUGUCCCCGUCUCCACCUCCAUCAAAUAAAAGACAAAGCGAAACAAAACAACAACAAUCAUUCGUCAAUACACAGUCAUUCGAACAACAAUCAACAUUGACUUCUGCAAAUAAUACUAAUAAGCAAUAUCGUCCUUCACAACAAAGUCAAUCAUUAACUCGUACAAAUGAUUUUCAUCAUGUUCGACAAUAUCCACAGAAAUUAGAAAUUUUUAAACCUUCAAAUACAAUUAAUCAAGAACGUGAAAAACAAACUACUAUAAUACGAAAUUAUGACUAUGAAAUUGAAAAACAACAACGUUCAUUAUCAGAAAAUACAAAACAACAACAUAGAAAUGAUUUCAAUAUUGAACGUGAAUAUGUACGUUGUUUAAAUGAUGUAAAAAAUGAAUAUGAAAAUUUAAAACGAGAAAAAAAACCUUGUGAUAAUCGAAAAACCAAAACUACAUAUGAAACAACAAAGCAAUAUGAAGAUGUUGAAAGAACUUAUCAACGUCAACCAAGAUCUAUAAAUAAAAUUCAAAAUAAUAUUUCAAAUCAAACACAAAUUAAUGAUACUUAUCAACGUUCAUUAUCAGAAACUUUAUUUCAUAAAAAUUUAAAACCAAUUAUAAAAACAGAUUUAACAUUAAGCGACGAAAAUUUAAAAACAAUGGAAUAUUCUCUUCAAUAUCAACAACGUUUAAUAAAACCUAUUCAUAUUCAUUCAUCAAAAAAUUUUAUUCCAGGUGAAACAAGUAUUAAAUAUGUUCGUACUGAUCGUUCACCUGUUGAAGUUAUUCUACCAAAACCUCAAAUCACAAAUAUGCACGAAGAACAUACAUCAGCAAUAGUUAAAGAUGUUCGACGUACAAAUCGUGGAACAAUGACAACUAUUCGUCAACAACCACGACCACGAUCCAUUGAAGGUGAACGUGAAUUACAUAUUUUUCAAAAACCAAUUGAAACAUUACCUAAUAAACAUUCAUCAACAAAUGUUAUUAAAUCAAAAUCAAGUGAUCGUUUUCAUAUACUUGAUACUCAUAAUACAGUAACACAUGAACGUACACUUUCUGGUGAAUAUGAAUUUCGUAGAAUACCUGAAUCAAUCCAAUCAAAUUUGUAUAAUAAAUCAGUUGAUUCAUUAUUUCCUAAAUCAACACAUCAUUCAUCGACAAUAAUUAAACAAAAUCGUAUACCUAAAUCAAGUCUUAUUCUUGGUAAUAUACAAACAAAAUUAAAAGGUGAACAUGAAUUACGUUUAGUUGAUAAACCAAUUCAAUCAGGUUCAAUUAAUAGUGUAGAAUUAGUUGUACCAAAAUCUAUAACAAAAAUACCUGAACAUACAACAACAAUUGUUACUGAAAAACAACCACAUAGACGUGUUUUAGAAAUAACUGGUAGUGGAAAAAAACAAAAAAGUGAACAUGAAACAAAAUAUUUUCAUGAUGCUGUUCGUAUUGAAGAAGAAAUUGAAGUUAAAUUACCAAAAACAAAACUUGAACAAGUUGAACAUUCAGCAACAAUUAUUAAACAUAAUCGUGGUAAAGCACCUAUUAUUGAAAUUGAUACAACACAAAAAAAAAUUGAAGGUGAACAUUUAAUAAAAAUUUUAAACGAACCUAUUGAAACGACAGGUGAUACAAUGCAAUUAUUAAUUGAAAAACCUAAAUUAUCAGCUGACCAUAGUAGGACAAUGAUUAACGAACAGUAUAAAAAACAACAAAUAUUUACUACUGAUCGAACACAAGCAAUGCCUGCUGACCAUGAAACAAAGUAUUAUGAUCGACCUAUUGAAUCACAUGAGAAUAUGGAAGUUUCAUUAUCUCAACAACAACCUAUUCAUGAAAAACCGUUUGUUUAUGAUGAUCAUCUUCAUAAAAUACCUAAUCAACAUUCUUUAACUCAUAUUGAUAGUUCAAAUUAUAAAACUGAUCAAGAACUUGAAUUAAUAUCAUCAAAACAACCAAAAAGAGGGUUCGUUGAUUAUUAUAAAUCAGCUAAUGACCAUAAUGAAAUAUUAGUUUCAUCAACUAUCAAUGAAGAAACAACAAUUGGUGAACAUAAAACAACAUAUCUUAAACAAACACGUCCUAAAUACGGACCCGUGGAAUUAGUUGUCGAUCGACCAACAAUAUUACCAAGUAUAUCAAAAUUAAUAACUGAUAUUCCAGCAUUACCACAAAUAACAUCAAUAAAAUCAACAGAAACUCAUUUCUCCGAAGAUAAUUCAAUAGAAUUUAAUAACAAUCAAAAAUCUUAUGAACAAUAUGAUGAAAAGAACAUUACUAAUGAAAAAUCAUCUAUACACGAUAGGUCAAAAACAUUAUUAACUAAUAUUCAACCAUCAAAACCUACUCCUUAUCUACAACAACCAAUUGAAGAUUCAAGUACAAGUUUAACAAUGGAAUUAAAUCGAAAUCAACAAAUAGAACCAUUUGAAUUAAUUAUACCACGUAUUGAUAUGGAAUCUUCAACAAGUACAAUUCUAGCUGAUGUAUCACCAAUAAUAGCUGGUUUACUUGCUAAAAUAGAUAUACCAUCAAAUAUUGAAAAAAUAACAUCAAGUUAUUCAUUUGAACAAACAACACCUUUAACUAAUGAAAUUGAAUUAAUUAUGCCCAAGCCAAGACAUAUUGAAACAAGUACAUCAACAAUAAUAGCUGAUGUACAAGCUAAACUUGAAACAAAACAUAUACGUCCAAAUGAAAUUCAACCUGAAACAUCAACAACAACAUAUUAUUUUGAUAAAACAAAUGAUACAAUUAUGCCAGAACCGGUUGAAUUACGUAUGAAACAACCAAUUAUUGAUGAUAGUUCAGCAGUAGUUAUUGCUAAAGUUACACCAACAUUAGAUACAAAAUCAAUUAAACUACAUACGAAUUUAAAUGAAUUAUUAAGACAUAUUUUAUUAGAAACAAAUUUUCAACAAAAUCAAUUAAGUGAUAUUGAGUCUAUUCUUUCUCGUUUGCAAACCCAAGAGAGUACAUCUAUCACAUUAGCUGAUAUUCAACCAAUAUAUAAUACAUCACAAAAACAUAUUAUUAUUGCACCACCCCUUGAAAACCCUUUAGAAUCGAGUAGUCAAUUUAUUUUAGAAGAAAAUAAUCGAGAAACAGAAGCAGUAGAAUUAAAUUCACAUCAACAACCGAGUUCACAUACACCUUUGGCUAAAUUAGAUGAUACACCUAGAGAAAACGAAGUAAUGUAUGUUUUAGGUUUUGAUAAUCAACAACAACAACAACAAUAUGCUCCAUCAACAAUUCUUGCUAAUUUAAAUAAACCAGUUGAAUUUGUAUUUAAUAUUGAAAAUGGUAAUGCACCAGGAAUAUCUCAACAAUAUCGACAAGAUUAUACUACAAGAAUGGUAACAAAUACUAUGGAUGGAAUUAGUAAUGGUUCAACAUCAACGACAGAAAUUGUACCAACUCAAUUUAAACCAUUUGAAUUUGUUAUACCAGGCGGUUUAACUGGAUAUAAUAAUACAGUUGAACAAUAUACAACUGGUGGUGAUGGUAGUUAUACAACAACAACAACAACAACAAAACGAAUAAUUACAUCAGCAGAUAAACCUGGAUAUGAAACAAUAAAUCGAUCAGUUGUACGUGGUAUAAGACCAUUUGAUCAAGUUGAUUUAGUUUUACAACCUGAUGCUUCAACAUCAUCAACAUCAUCAAAAAUUUUAACAACAAGUGUUGGUUUAGAUUCAAAUCAUGCACCAUAUUUUGUUCUUUCAUUACAUGAUCAAACAGCAAAAGAAGGUGAAUCGGUUCUUUUUGAAGUUAUUGUCUCUGCUCAACCAUCAGCUGAACUUGUUUGGGAUAAAGAUGGUACAUUAAUCGGAGAUGAUUCAGCAUUUCGUAUUGAUUAUUAUGGUGAUGGUCGUGCAACACUUUAUAUUCCUGAAGCAUUUUUUGAUGAUCAAGGUUAUUAUACAUGUACUGCAACAAAUUCAUUCGGUACAUGUCGUACAACAGCACAUCUUACAAUGGAUUCAAAUAAUGAUGGUUCACCACCAAAACGUCGUCCUAUAAAUGAUUCAUCAAUUGUUUAUUAUGAACAAGGACCAACACAAGUAUUAAGAUCAUAUCAAGUUUAUUCACAACCAUCAACAACAAUAACAGAAGUUACAGAACAAACACAAGUUUAUGAAGUACCAGGUCAACAACAACAAAGUCAAAUAACAUAUACAAUUGAAGGUACACAACCAAAAUUUCAACCAGUUUCAUUUCUAGUUUCAAGUAAUCAAGAAAAUCAACAACCAACAACAACAACAACAAGAAUUACAACUGAUGAAGAAAAUCAAUCAAUGAUGAUUAGUCCAUAUCAAAAUUUUAGUAGUCAAUUACGUACUCGACCUAAUCAAAGUGUUUUAUCACCGUAUGGAGAUGAAACUAGAACAACAACAACAACUACUACGACUAGAUAUUCUCAACAACAAAAACAACAACAACCGCGUAGUACAGGUCUUAUUGCAACUAUGGCUAAACAACCAGGUCCAACAAUUUCUCAUUAUCAACAAUCUUAUUUUCAAGAACCUGAGGAUAUGCAAACAGAAUCAGAAACAUCAACAGUACAUGUUAUGCGUUCAGCACAACAACAACCUACUACAACUUCAUAUUUUACUUCACGACCUACGUUUACAAAGCCUUUGGAACCUAUUGAUGCACUUGAAGGUGGAACCAUCCAAAUAACAGUGCAUUUAAGUUCUGCUGGUCCUCAUCAAACUCGACCACAGAUUCAAUGGUAUCAUCAUGCUCAACCAAUUGUAUCAGAUGAUAUACAUUAUCGUAUAAUCGAAGGAUAUGAAACAUCAACAUUAGAAAUAAUUAAUAUUACACGUGGUGAUAGUGGUCAAGUAUGGUGUGUUGCUAAUACUCCAGCUGGAUCAGCAACUACAACAUGUACUAUUAAUGUUGAAGAAAAUCCUGUUCGAACUUAUCAUCAUAUAGUACCCUCACAACACGUAGUACCACAAGAAACAACUUAUGGAGUUCAAUCGACUCAUUUAACUCAUGCUCAAAUUCCUCUUCAUCAUCAACAACAAGAACAAAAAGUACCAACUCAAUAUUAUAGCACACAAACAAUAACUCAACAACAAAUUUCUCCCCAAUCGUUUACAACACAAUCACAUAUUACUUUUCCAUCUCAACAAAUACCUUCUGAAUCAUAUGUUACAAAACAAUCUUCUAUUCAAUUACAACAAGUACCAUCUCAUACUGUAACGCCUCAACAACAACAACCAGUAUCACCUCAACCAACAGUUCCUCAACCUCCACCACUCUUACCUAAUUUUAGUAUUCGACCAGCUUAUUCAGAUCAACAAAUUAAAAUAUUAAAUAAUGGUUUACAAGAUCAACCAUUAUAUUCAGGAGGUGAAACUAUUUUCGAAUGUCAAUUUACUGGACAACCUGAAAAAAUACAAUGGUUUCAUAAUGAAAUUGAAAUUAUUUAUAAUCCUCAACAAGUAUAUAAUAGAGUUUAUCAUAUAACUAAUACAACUAAUGGAACAACUCGACUGAUUAUAAGAUCGACAUUAGAGGAAGAUAUUGGAACAUAUUCAGUUAAACUUACUGGACCAAAUGGACAAGAAAUAUCAACUGCAAAGCUUAUACCAGCUUGUAAAAUUCUAUUUAUUUUAUUUAAAAAAGUUGAACAAACACAACGAAAAGCACUUGUUCAAGAACUUGAAGAAAAACAAGUAAAACGUAUGCGACCAUCACAACCAAUAUUACAGCGUGGUAAUUUUCCAUCAUAUGGCACAAGUGAUGAUGAUGUUUUCAUGGAAACAACUCAACGCACUUCUGCUCUACAUCGACAACCAACAGCACCAACAAUUAAAACUCCUUUAAAAGAUUCAAUUGUAAAAGAAGGUCAACCAAUUCAAAUAACAUGUCAAAUUCAAGGUUUUCCGAAAUCUGAGCUUUUCUGGUUUAAAAAUAAUGUUCCAUUACCACUAUCAGCACGACAUAAAAUUGCUUACGAUGCUGGCAGUGGUACAAUUACAUUACGUAUUAAUGAAUCACGACCAGAAGAUAGUGGCGUUUAUACAGUCAUUGCAAAAAAUCCUCAAGGUCAUGUGCAAACAACUGCUCAUAUUGAUGUUCAAGAAACACCAACUGUUGAUGAAACAUCUUAUGUUGGACCCGAUGCAUUUAAAUAUAUUGAAAAACAACCCGUAACAUCUCGUCCACAAAAACCACGACGAGAAUCGGAUACAUCAAAUUUACAACAAAAACCAGCAAAAAUUCUUCGAACACCAAUGAGUACAUCGGUUUUUGAAGGUGCUGUUGCACAAUUUACUUGUCAAGUUGAAGGCAGUCCUAAACCAAAAGUUUCUUGGUUAAAAGAUAAUAAACCAUUAAUGGCUGGAACACGUUUUACAACAUAUUUUGAUCAAACAACUAAAACAGCUGUCUUACGUAUAAAUGAUGUUUGCAAAGAAGAUCAAGGAUAUUAUACAUGUAUUGUUGAUAAUCCAUUAAAUUCGGAUCGUAGUACAGCUACAUUACAAGUUGUUCCAGAAGUAAAAGUCGAUCAAAGAUCAUAUGUGGAAACAGAUGCAUUCAAAUAUUUAUCACAAGAAAAUAAACAACGUCUUACAUCUACGAAAGAUGUUGAUCGAAGCACAAGUGGUGUUGAAACUGAAUCAUUUGUCAAUCCAGAAUCAUUUCGUUACUUGGAAGCUAAAAGACCUAUAAAAGAAGUUGAUGAUAAUAUAGCAAUUGAUGAUCGACCAAUUGUUGAUCUUGAAGCAAUUCGUUAUUUAGAAGCUCGGCAAGCUUCAAAAGUAAAAAAAGAUACUGAUGUUCGAGCAUCUAUUGAUGAUACACCAAUCAUAGCACCAGAUGCAUUUCGAUAUCUAGAACGAAAAGUUGACGCAGCUAAAGUAAAAAAAGAUCAAGAUAUAGGUCCAUUAAUUGAUGAAACACCACAAGUUGAUUUAACAGCAUUUCAAUAUUUGGAACGAAAAGCAAUACCAAAAAAAGUUGAAGAAUCAGGACCUAAAAUUGAUGAAUCAUCUAUUGUUAAUCCUGAAGCAUUUAAAUAUUUAGAACGUAAACCACUAAAAAAAGUUGAAGAUGUUGGUCCAUUAAUUGAUGAAACACCAAUUGUUAAUCCGGAUGCAUUUCGUUAUUUAGAACGACAAGCUAUACCACAAGUACGUGAUACAGCACCAGCAGUUGAUACAACACCAUUAGUUAAUCCUGAAGUAUUCAAAUAUUUGGAAAGACCGGAACCUCAUCGAGUUGAUGAAGGUCCAUCAAUUGAUACUCGACCAAUUGUACCACAAGAAGCAUUUCGUUGGCUUGAUCGUCCAAAACCUGUUGAACGUAUGCCAGAAGGACCAGUCGUUGAUGAAAGUUCAUAUGUUAAUCUACAAGCAUUUCGUUAUGUUGAAGCAAAACCAAAACAAAAAGUUGUUGAUGAAGGACCAAAAGUUGAUGAAAGUUCAUAUGUUAGUCCACAAGCUUUUCGAUAUUUAGAAGCACCAGCAACAAAAAAAACUGUUGAUGUAGGACCUGUUAUUGAUACAUCAACAUAUGUUAAUCCAGAAUUAUUCGUACAGUUUGACCUCAAACCUGCUCCUCAAAAACCAUCCGAUGAUCGAGAAAUCAAACGAGCACCAAGAGUUAUUCAGUCAUUAAGAAAUACACAAGCUAAUGAAGGAAAACCUAUUGCAUUAGUUGCUAUUGUUGAUGGUUAUCCUGUACCACAGUUAACAUGGCUUAAAGAUAGUGCUGAAUUACCGGCAUCAACUCGUGUAACAACAAAUUAUGAUAUUCCAUCAAAAACUGCAUGGAUUCGUAUUGAUAGUGCUCGACCGGAUGACACUGCUGUCUAUACAUUAAUAGCUCAUAAUCCAGCUGGUGAAGUACGAAGUGAUGCUCGUCUUAAUGUUGUUCCUAGUAUGACACCAAUUGAUGAUACAGCAUUUGUACCAGCUGAAGCAUUUGCAAAAAUUGAACGAGCAACAGCACAACGUCCGAAGAUUCCUGAAACAACAGGUGUUGAUGAUACAUCAUUUGUUAAUGCAGAAUUAUUUCAACAAUUUGAAGUAUCUCUUAAACGACCUGCAGAAAAAUUUACUGAUGAAGUUGUUAUUCAAAUACCAGCACGUAUAGUAGCACCAUUAAAAUCUAUUCAAGCACCGGAUAGUGUUACCGUCGUCUUAGAAGCUAUUGUUGAAGGUAGUCCAAUACCAACAUUUACAUGGUUAAAAGAUCAAUUACCAUUAAGUGAAAGUAAUCGUUUCGUAACAAAUUAUGAUUUACCUAGUAAACGUGUUACAUUAACAAUAAAAGAUGUACGUGAAAGUGACACAGGUAUAUAUACAUUAUUAGUAUCAAAUGGUCCACAACUUCAUCAUUCAUCAGCUACAUUACAUAUUAUUGGUGCACCUUCAAUCGAUCAAUCAUCAUUUAUACCAAUGGAUGUUUUUAAACAAUUAGAACAUCCACAAACUCAACAAAGACAAAUAAUUGUUCAGGCUGGUGUUGAUCUAACAUCAUAUGUUUCUCAACCAGAUCGUUUUGCUGUAUUUGAUCAAAUACAACCACAUAAACGACCAUUAAAUGAAUUUGGUGGUGUUGAUGAAACACCACUUAUUAAUAUGGAAAAAAUACGUUUAUUAGAAAUUCCAUCAAAUCAAGCAAAACAACCAUAUGAUAUUGAGGAAAAAGUACAAGCACCAAAUGUCUUAACACCACUUCAACCAAUUAAUGCUCAAGAAGGUAGUCCUGUUGUUUUAACAGCAAAAAUUAAUGGUACUCCAAUGCCAAAUUUUACAUGGUUUAAAGAUGAUGCACCAUUAGUUGCUUCAUCUCGUUUUACAACUUAUUAUGAUAUUCCAUCAAAAUUAAUUAUAUUACAAAUAAAUGAUGCUCGUCCAAAUGAUACAGGUAUUUAUACCGUACGAGCUGAUAAUAAAUCCGGUACUGUUACAACAUCAGCUACGCUUCAUAUAUCAAUUUUACCAUCAGUACGUGAUCAAUCAUUUAUUUCAACUGAUGUAUUUCAACGUCUUGAACAAGGAAAUCAACCACGUUUUAUUGAAGAAAUUAGUGGUGUUGAUGAACGUCCACUUGUUGAUUUAACUAGAUUACAAAAAUUAGAAAUUAAACCAAGUAAAUUUAUUGAAGAAGAACAACCAACUGAACAAUUUAGACCAAGUAUUCUUAUACCAUUACGUAAUGUUCAUGCUGUUGAAAAUCAACCAGUUGUUUUAUCCGCACAAAUACAAGGUAAACCACAACCACAAUUCGUAUGGUUUAAAAAUAAUCAACCAUUAUCCGAAGGAAAUCGUUUUCGUACACAUUAUGAUAUACCAUCAAAAACAAUAUUUCUUACAAUUGCUGGUGCACGUGAAGAUGAUUCUGGUAUAUAUCGUUUAAUAGCACAAAAUCCAUCUGGACAAGAUGAAACAUCAUGUGAAGUUCAUGUUGAUAUAAAUCAACCAAUUAUUGAUCAACGUUCAUUUGUACCACAAACAGCAUUUGAUAAAUUAGAAAAACCUAUAUUAAAAACAGAUACUAUAAUAAGUGGUGUUGAUCAAACAAGUUUUUUUAAUCAAGAAUUAUUUCGUCCAUUUGAUGAACAACCAAUUAAACAUCCAUCAGCUAUUGUUGGAGGUGAAGAUAGUGAUGCUGUUAUGCCAAUAUCAGCACCUAAAAUAUGUACACCACUUCGUCCAAUAACAACAACUGAAGGUAAUACAGUUUUAUUAACAACACAAGUUGAAGGUUAUCCAUUACCACAAUUUACUUGGUUUCUUAAUAAUCAACCAUUAAUGGCAUCAAAUCGUGUUACAUCACAUUAUGAUAUGUUAACAAAACGUUGUUUUCUACAAAUAUUUGAUAGUCGUCCAAAUGAUACUGGUAUAUAUGAAUUAAUUGCUGAAAAUCCAGCUGGUCAAGAUCGUACGAGAACAGAAUUAACAAUUGUACCUGUAUCUAAAAUUGAUCAAACAGGUUAUGUACCAUAUGAUAAAUUUUCAACAUUAGAAUUUAAACCACGUAUACCAAGUGAUCUUCGUUCAGGUGUUGAUGCAACACCAUUUGUUAGUGGAGAAAUAUUUCGUUUAUUAGAAGCUAAACCUAUUAAUGAACACAUUGCACCUGAAGAUGAACAAAUUUUACCAUUAGAGGUUCUUGUACCAUUAAAAUUAGCUGUUGCACAAGAAGGACAGCCAGUUAUAUUAACAACAAAAAUACGUGGAAGACCAGUACCACAAUUUACUUGGCUUCGUAAUAAUCAACCAUUGUUAGAAUCAAAUCGUUUUCAAACACAUUAUGAUUUUCCAUCGGAAACACUUGUAUUAGAAAUUAGUGAUAUAUGGCCACAUGAUGCAGGAACCUAUACAGUGAUUGCUCACAAUCCGAAAACAGGUGAACGAGCUCAAACAUCAGCUCCAUUAAUCGUACGCAGUGAUGCAACACCUGUUGAUUAUACAGCAUUUGUAGCACCAGAUGCAUUUCGAACAUUAGAAGCAGGACCAAAUUUACGUACAGUUUUUGUCGAACCAGGUGUUGAUACACAUAGUUUUCUUGCUCCUGAUGUUUUAAAAACAUUAGAUCAAGUUAAACCAAAACCAAUGGAAGUAGACGAAAAGGAGCAACCACGUAUAGCACCCAAAGUUAUUGUUCCUUUACAGCCAAUUCAAUGUAGUGAAGGACAACCAAUUAAUUUUAUAGCUAAAGUGGAAGGAAAUCCACACCCAGUGUUUACAUGGUUUAAAAAUAAACAACCACUUCAAGAAUCAAAUCGAUUUUGGUCACAUUAUGAUGUACCAACAAAAACAGUUCUUCUACAAAUUAAUGGUGCCCGACCAGAUGAUACUGGUACAUAUUUUCUUGUUGCUAAAAAUCCACUUGGCCAAGACCAAACACAAACAACCGUCAAUGUGACAUUUGGUCCAGCUAUUGAUACAAAUGCAUUUGUUUCACCAGAAAAAUUUGCUGCAUUUGAUAUACCCUAUAGACGGCAUGUUCCAUUACAAGCAGGUGUUGAUACAACUCCAUUUGUACAACCAGAACGUUUUACACAAUUAGAACUUAAAGCACCAGCUCCGACAAAAGAGGAUAUGGAACAUAUGGAAGCACCGAAAAUUAUUACACCUUUACAAAGUGUACAAGUUAAUGAAGGAACACAUGCUCUUCUUCAAGCAACAAUUGUUGGAACACCAAGACCUAAUUUUGUUUGGUUGAAAGAUAAUAAACCAUUGGUAGCAUCAAAUCGUCUUCGUACUCGAUAUGAUAUUGGCACUAAACAAGUUUUAUUACAAAUUAAUGAUGUUCGCCCACAUGAUAUUGGUGAAUACGUAGUCCUUGCAACAAAUCCUGCUGGUGAAGAUUCAACAAUAUGCUCGUUAAGUGUUGUGCCAGAUAAAACACGUGUUGAUGAACGAGCUUUUGUUCCACAAGAUAAAUUCCGUAAUUUGGAAGCUCCUGAAGGAAAAGGACGACGACCAUUAGAAAUCAUCCCUGGUGUUGAUGUUCAACCAUUUGUUUCACCAGAAAAAUUCCGUAAAUUGGAUCAUGUUGAACCAUCGGAAAGACCCGAAACAGAAUUACAAGAACCUAAACGAGCACCACGUGUCCUUGCACCAUUAAGUAAUUGUAAUCUAGAAGAACUCAUGCCUGUACUACUUACAACAACGAUUGACGCUGGAAUGCCAAUGGCUACAUUUACUUGGUAUAAAAAUAGUCAACCACUUCUUGAAGGCAAUCGAUUCACCACUAAAUAUGACAUUUAUACAAAAACUUUAACAUUACAAGUACUUGCUGCACGACCUGAUGAUCAAGGAACUUAUACAGUUCGAGUAACAAAUCCAACUGGUACUGAUGAAACAACAUGUAAACUAACAAUUCGACCAGUAGCAUCGAUUGAUACACGACCAUUUGUACAACCGGAACGUUUUACACAAUUGGAACUUAAAGCUCCAGCUCCAACAAAAGAAGAUAUGAAACAAAUGGAAGCGCCAAAAGUUAUUGUGCCUUUACAAAGUUUACAAGCUAAUGAAGGAUCACCUGUUCUUCUUCAAGCAACGAUUAUUGGAAAACCAAGACCUAAUUUUGUUUGGUUGAAAGAUAAUAAACCAUUGGUAGCAUCAAAUCGUCUUCGUACUCGAUAUGAUAUUGCUACAAAACAAGUUUUAUUACAAAUUAAUGAUGUUCGCCCACAAGAUAUUGGUGAAUACGUAGUCCUUGCAACAAAUCCUGCUGGUGAAGAGUCAACAAUAUGUUCAUUAAACGUUCUACCAGAUAAACCAGGUGUUGAUGAUCGAGCCUUUGUACCACAAGAUAAAUUCCGUAAUUUGGAAUAUCCAGAAGGCAAAGGACGACGACCAUUAGAAAUCAUUCCUGGUGUUGAUGUUCAACCAUUUGUUUCACCAGAGAAGUUUCGUAAAUUGGAUCAUGUUGAAGCAGUGGAAAGACCGGAGAGAGAGUUGCAAGAACCUAAACGAGCACCACGUGUCCUUGCACCAUUAAGUAAUUAUGAUAUAGAAGAACUUUUUCCUGUACUACUUACAACUACAAUUGAUGCUGGUGUCCCAAUGGCUACAUUCACUUGGUAUAAAAAUGGUCAACCACUUCUUGAAGGCAAUCGAUUUACUACUAAAUAUGACAUUUAUACAAAAACAUUAACCUUACAAGUACUUGCUGCACGACCUGAUGAUCAAGGAACUUAUACAGUUCGUGUAACAAAUCCAUCUGGUACUGAUGAAACAACAUGCAAACUAACAAUUCGACCAGUUGCUUCAAUUGAUACACGACCAUUUAUACAACCAGAAUAUUUUACACAAUUGGAACUUAAAGCUCCACCUCCAACAAAAGAAGAUAUGAAACAAAUGGAAGCACCAAAAGUUGUCCUACCAUUGAAAAGUGUACAAGUUAAUGAAGGAUCACCUAUUCUUCUUCAAGCUAAAAUUGUUGGAAAACCUACACCUAAUUUUAUUUGGUUGAAAGAUAAUAAACCAUUGGCUGCAUCAAAUCGUCUUCGUACACGUUAUGAUAUUGGCACUAAACAAGUUUUAUUACAAAUCGAUGAUGUUCGUCCACAUGAUAUCGGCGAAUACGUUGUUAUUGCAACAAAUCCUGCUGGUGAAGAUUCAACAAUAUGUUCAUUAAGUGUUCUACCGGAUAAAACACGUGUUGAUGAUCGAGCUUUUAUUCCACAAGAUAAAUUCCGUAGCUUGGACGCUCCUGAAGGAAAAGGACGACGACCAUUAGAAAUCAUCCCUGGUGUUGAUGUUCAACCAUUUGUUUCACCAGAGAAGUUCCGUAAAUUGGAUCAUGUUGAACCAUCGGAAAGACCCGAAAGAGAAUUACAAGAACCAAAACGAGCACCACGUGUCAUUUCACCAUUAAGUAAUUGUGACCUAGAAGAACUUAUGCCUGUAUUACUUACAACUACAAUUGAUGCUGGUGUUCCAAUGGCUUCGUUCACAUGGUACAAAAAUAAUAAACCACUUCUUGAAGGCAAUCGAUUUACUACUAAAUAUGACAUUCUUACAAAAGUAUUAACAUUACAAGUACUCGCUGCUCGUCCUGAUGAUCAAGGAACUUAUACAGUUCGUGCAACAAAUCCAUCUGGUAGUGAUGAAGCAACAUGUAAACUAACAAUUCGACCAGUGGCCUCAAUUGAUACACGACCAUUCGUACAACCAGAACGUUUUGCACAGUUAGAACUUCAAGCUCCAGCUCCAACAAAAGAAGAUAUGGAACACAUGGAAGCACCAAAAGUUAUUGUACCUUUGAAACCUGUACAAGUCCAUGAAGGAGCACCUGUUCUUCUUCAAGCUAAAAUUGUUGGAAAACCUACACCUAAUUUUGUUUGGUUGAAAGAUAAUGCACCAUUGGCAGCAUCGAAUCGUCUUCGUACACGUUAUGAUAUUGGCACGAAACAAGUUUUAUUACAAAUCGAUGAUGUUCGUCCACAUGAUACGGGUGAAUAUCAUGUCAUUGCAACAAAUCCGGUUGGUGAAGAUUCAACAAUAUGUGCAGUAAAUGUUGUACCGGAUAAGCCAGGUGUUGAUGACCGGGCUUUUGUUCCACAAGAUAAGUUCCGUAAUUUGGAUGCUCCUGAAGGAAAAGGACGACGACCAUUGGAAAUUAUCCCUGGUGUUGAUAUUCAACCAUUUGUUCCACCAGAGAAGUUCCGUAAAUUGGAUCAUGUUGAACCAGUGGAGAGACCGGAAAGAGAAUCAUUGGAACCAAAACGACCACCACGUGUCAUUGCUCCAUUAAAUAAUUGUGAGCUAGAAGAACUUUUCCCUGUACUACUUACAACUACAAUUGAUGCUGGCGUCCCAAUGGCUUCAUCAGAGACGGAAAAAGGCAUCUCUCUGACAAUUCCAUAUGANGGUGUUGUACCUGAUAAAACACGUGUUGAUGAUCGACCUUUUGUACCAGCAGAUAAGUUCCGUAGCUUGGAAGCUCCUGAAGGAAAAGGACCACGACCAUUAGAAAUAGUACCUGGUGUUGAUAUUCAACCAUUUGUUUCACCAGAUAAAUUCAGAAAACUGGAUCAUGUUGAACCAUCGGCAAAAGAAAUCGAAGAAGUACCAGAACCAAAACGACCACCACGUGUCAUUGUACCAUUAGUUAAUUGUGAACUGGAAGAACUCAUGCCUGUGAUACUAACAACGACAAUUGAUGCUGGUGUCCCAAUGGCUACAUUUACAUGGUACAAAAAUAAUAAACCACUUCUUGAAGGCAAUCGAUUUACUACUAAAUAUGACAUUUUAACAAAAGUAUUAACAUUACAAAUUCUUACAACUCGUCCUGAUGAUCAAGGAACCUAUACAGUUCGUGCAACGAAUCCAUCUGGUAGUGAUGAAACAACAUGUAAAUUAACAAUUCGACCAGUAGCCUCAAUUGACACACGACCAUUCGUAGAACCGGAACGUUUUGCACAACUGGAACUUCAAGCUCCACCUCCAACGAAAGAAGACAUGGACCACAUGGAACCACCAAAAGUAAUUGUACCAUUAAAGAGUUUACGAGUUAAGGAAGGAUCACCUGUUCUCCUUCAAGCAACUAUUACUGGAAAACCAAGACCUACUUUCGUUUGGUUGAAAGAUAAUGGACCAUUGGCAGCAUCAAAUCGUCUUCGCACACGUUAUGAUAUUCCGACAAAACAAGUUUUAUUACAAAUUGAUGAUAUUCGACCACACGAUAUUGGUGAUUAUCGUGUCAUUGCAACAAAUCCAGCUGGUGAAGAUUCAACAUUAUGUUCGUUAAGUAUUUUACCUGAUAAACUAGGUGUUGAUGAACGACCUUUUGUACCAGCAGAUAAGUUCCGUGAUUUGGAACAUCCAGAAGGAAAAGGACGACGACCAUUAGAAAUCAUCCCUGGUGUUGAUAUUCAACCAUUUGUUCCACCAGAGAAAUUCCGUAAAUUAGAUCACGUUCCACCAAUGACAAGACCCGAAGAAGGAGAAACUCCAGAAGCAAUGCGACCACCACGUGUUAUUGUACCAUUAAAUGAUUGUGUAUUAGAAGAAUUAAUGCCUGUCAUACUUACAGCUAUAAUCGAUGCUGGAGUACCAAUGGCAUCAUUUACCUGGCAUAAAAAUGGUCAACCACUUUUUGAAGGUAAUCGAUUUACUACAAAAUAUGAUAUUGUAAAUCGAACAAUAACAUUGCAAAUUCUUACUUCACGUCCUGAUGAUCAAGGUACUUAUACAGUUCGUGCAGUAAAUCCAGUUGGUAGUGAUGAAACAUCAUGUAAAUUAACAAUUCGACCAGUAGCAUCAAUUGAUACACGACCAUUUGUUGAUGCUGAACAUUUCCGUCCGUUAGAACAUCGACCUGCAAUAACUGACAAUAUUGAAGAUGAAAGUCAAUUACUUCGUCCACCAAAAGUUCUUGUACCGAUGAAUAAUGUUCGUUUAACAGAAUUUGAACCAAUUGUAUUGAAAAGUAUUAUUGAUGCCGGUUAUCCAAUGGGUAGAUUUACAUGGCUUAAAGAUAAUCGUCCAUUAGCUGAAUCAAAUCGAUAUCGUGCUAAUUUUGAUAUUAAUACACGUACUGCUAUAUUAAUUAUUGAUAAUGCGCGUCCAACAACUGAUACAGGACGAUAUACAGUACAUGUUGAAAAUAUUGUUGGUAAAGAUCAAACAACUGGUGAAGUACAUGUUGAAGGUACACCAUCAAUUGAUGAACGACCAUUUGUUGAACCAAGUAAAUUCGGUAAAUUUGACGCACCAUUACGUGUACCAGGUUUUAGUCCUCGUGGACCAAUUCUUCAACCUGAUGAUUCAUUAAGAAAUCGUGAAAAUCUUUCACCAUGGAUACGAUUAGUUAAAGAACUUGAAGAUCAAAUAAUUGAUGAAACAAAAGUUGUACAACUUAUUUGUGCUGUUGAUGCAUAUCCAGCAGCAACUAUAAGUUGGCUUAAAGAUGAUCAACCACUUGUUGUAUCUCAACGUUUUAUGCCUGAUUAUGAUACUAAAACAGGUAUUGUUCGUUUAACUAUAUAUCCUGUUUAUGCAGCAGAUUCUGGUCGAUAUAAAAUGGUUGCACGAAAUAUUGCUGGUGAAGUUUCAACAAAAUGUAUAUUACGUAUUCAACCAACAGCUAAUAUCGAAGAUCAUCCACUUGCUAAAUUUGCUGGACUUCGAAAAACACCACAACAACCAUCUGGUCUGGAAUCUACACAUAAACCAACUGAUUUAACUGAUGGGCAAAAACCAUAUUUCAUUAAAAUUCCUGUUGAUCAAGAAGUACCAGAAGGACAAUUAGUACGUUUAGAUUAUAUACCAGCUGGACGUCCUGAACCUACUUUAUCAUGGUAUCGUAAUGAUAAACCAUUACAACCAGAUGAUGCUGAUCAUCGUGAUGUUGUUAAUGAAGGUGUUGUUUAUUCACUGCUUAUACGUAAUCCACAAUUAGGACCACCUGUUCAAUAUACAUGUGUAGCUAGAAAUAAGUAUGGUGAAGCAUCAUUUACUGUUAAUCUGAAUGUUGUUGAACGUGGUGCAAAUAUUGCUCCUUAUUUUAUUGAACAACUUUAUCAUAUAAUUAUUCUUGAAGGUCAAGAUACACGUUUAGAUGCUUGUGCACUUGGCUUUCCUGAACCAAAAGUUACUUGGGAGAAGGAGAAUCGUCCUCUUACUCCUAAUAAAGAAUACAAAGUUGAAUUCGAAGGAGCUAAAACUACAUUAUAUAUACGUGAAGCUAAAUUGACCGAUGCUGGUUGGUAUCAAUGUACAGCAACUAGUAUUGCUGGAACAGCUAUUACAAAAUGCAAAGUGACUGUUAUUCCAUUAUUCGAAGCUGGUCAAUAUGUUAAAGACUUACCACAACUUGGACCUGAAAGUCUUGCUAGAUUACCAACAUUACCGGACGAAGAUAUUCGAUCGAAAUACAUGACUGUUCCAAUUAAACCACCUGACGUUAAACCUGAAGAUUUAUAUAAAUUACCAAGACGUAUUAAAAGACCGGAUUAUCCUGAUGAAGAGGGCAAGAGACGUGGUGGUGGAGUAUUACCUGAUGAAGUUUUAGCAGCACUUCAAAUGAAUUUAGAAGAAUUUCCUGAAGAAGAAAUGUAUAGUAAAGAUCGUCCACAACCACCGAAAUUCAAAGUUCACAUUAAAUCUCAAUUAAACUUAAAUGAAGAUGAUCCAUGUUCAUUUGAAGCUAAAUUAAUACCUGUACGAGAUCCAAUGAUGCGUGUACAAUGGUUUAAAAAUGGAAAAAUUCUUCAUCAUGCAUCAAGAAUGAUUCCUCGAUAUGAUUUUGCUGAUGUCUCACUUGAAUUUCUUUGGACAUUUGCUGAAGAUGAUGGAAUCUAUGAAUGUGUUGCAACAAAUCCAUAUGGUGAAGAUCGUACACGUGCUGAAUUAAAAUGUCGUCCUAAACGAUCUAUUAUUUAUAAUACACAAUUACCAGAAGGUAUGGAAGGUGUAUCAAAAUUACAAAUGUUAGAAGAUGAAAUAAGAUAUACAGCAAGUAUGAUUGGAUUAGAAGAAAAAGUUCAAGACAAAGAACCAAAAGUACCUGAAUUUAUUAUGCCAUUAGAAGAUGUAUCUGUUGAUGAAGGUGAUAAUGCGAAAUUUAUUGCUAAAGUUGAUGGACAUCCACGUCCAAGAGUAACAUGGACAAUUAAUAAUGCUGAUAUUGCAAAUGGAAGUCGAUAUAAAUUAGUUUAUGAUGGUCUUGUUCAUUAUCUUGAUAUACCAAGAACAAGACAAUAUGAUGCUGGAACAGUUUGUUGUAUAGCGAAAAAUGCUCUUGGUCAAACUGAAAGUGUUGCUACACUUACUUUAAGACCUCGACUAGAUUAUCGUUCUGCUCUAUCGAAAACACCAGGUGGUAUUGAAACUGGUUUAGAUGAUUCAUUUGAUGUUGAUAUUGAAGAACGAUUAAGAUUACGUUCACAACUUCGACAAAGAGAAUCAGUCGACGAACGAGUACGUCGUCCAUCAAGUGAUAAACUAUAUCCAUUACAUUCAAAAGCUGCUGAUCGUAUGGCAUGGCGUCAAACUGUUGAAAAAGCUGGUGAAGCACCAAAUUUUACAAGAUCAUUAUUACCAUUAAAAGCUAAAGAGGGAUCAAAAGUAGUUGUUAGUGUUGAAUUUACUGGUGAUCCAGCACCAACAGUAUCAUGGUAUCGUGAUAGUUUUAUGGUUGAAGAUUCUGAAGAUUUUAAAAUUCAUACAACAGCUACAAAAAGUACACUUACAAUUAAACAUGCUUUUAUUAUUGAUUCAGGCUUAUAUACUGUUAAAUUAUUUAAUCCAAUUGGUAUACGACAAUGUCAAGCUGCUAUACGUAUUAUGCCAAUUAUUGCUGAAGAUCAAACACCAAGAUUUCUUGAUGUUCCACAAGAUACUGAAAUUCUUGCCGGUGAUCCAGUUCGUUUUCAAUGUCGUGUUGAAGGUGAACCAUUUCCAACAGUUGCCUUCUAUCGAGAAGAUGAACCAGUUAAUCUUAAUGACAGACGUUUUCGUGCUAUACAAGAAGCUGAUGUAUUCACAUUACUUCUAUUCGAAGCUUUACCAGCUGAUAGUGGUCAAUAUGAAGCCGUUGCUGAAAAUUCAGCUGGAAAAGCUAAUACUCGUUUUACAUUGAUUGUAACACCACGUGGACCUGGUGGCAAAAAAGCAUCAAUCAUUGAUGAUCCUAAAUUAAUUCAUAAAGUACCUUAUCUAGAAAAACCAUUAGAAGAUUUGCAAGUUAAAGAAGGACAAUCAGCGACAUUUGAAUGUAUUAUACCAGCUAGUUUUGGAUCGGAUGUUAAAUGGUAUAAAGGAACAUCAGAAUGGCCAAUCAAACCAUCGAAAUUCUUUAAACCAAAAUCUGACGGAACGAAACAUCAAUUAUUUAUUCUAGAAGCAUAUGCAGAAGAUGCCGGACACUACAAAUGUGUUGUUUCAAAUCCAGUUGGAACAACAGCUACUACAGCUACAUUGAAAGUUGAUCAUGCAAUGCAAGUACCAGAAUUCGUUCGUGGUUUUAGUAAUUUAACUACAUAUGAAGGUGAACAAGUUCGUUUUGAAGUUGAAGUACGUGGUGAUCCACUUCCGACUCUAUCAUGGUAUCGUGGUGGAGAACUUAUACGAGAUUCACCCGACUUUCAAAUCUUUACUGAACGUAAUCGUAGUUUACUUUAUAUAUCAGAAGUAUUUAUGGAAGAUCAAGGUUUAUUUACAUGUACGGCUUCAAAUUCAGCUGGCUCAUCGGAUUGUUCAGCUCGUCUUAUUGUUGAACCACGACCACAACUUUAA
Molecule: messenger RNA, 19713 nt
Organism: Rotaria sp. Silwood2
Lineage: Eukaryota; Metazoa; Rotifera; Eurotatoria; Philodinida; Philodinidae
Source: the annotation of a GenBank genome assembly